AUGUCACUGAUUUUAUCUCAGUUGCUAAUUAUUAGUUGCAGUUUGUUAAUUACUUUUACUACAGGACUAAGAGUGAAUCAUAGUAGUCCUAUAGCUUCAAGAGCAUGUCCAUGUUACAAUCAAGGUCUUUGUGAUUCAAGUACAGGCUCGUGUGUUUGCCCAUCAGGCUAUGUUGGUCAACAAUGUGAAAGAUUAGAAUCAACUACCUUAUGUAACAAUGUUGUGUGUAAAAAUUCUGGCGUUUGUAAUAUAAUUUCACCAACUGUUUCAACUUGUUGGUGUUUGUUAGGUUUUCAUGGAGCCUAUUGCGAACGGCAAAGCGCUGGUUCACGUUGCGCUGGCACUCAAUGUCGAAAUGGUGGCAUCUGUUAUGAGCAUUCACCUGCAUCAAGUGUUUUUUCCUAUUGCGCAUGCCCACCAGGAUUUACUGGCAGAUUUUGUGAAACACAAUAUUUUCGUUGUUCACAAUCAGGUUUAUUUGUUGAUCAAUAUCAAUGUGCUCAAGGUUCAUAUUUUCUUUGCGAUUCUAACAAUAAUCUCAUUCAAGGUACAUGUGCCAAAGGACUUCGAUUUAAUAUCAAUAAAAUGUCUUGUGAUCGUGCCAGUUCUGUUAUUUGUGCUAAUGUCUAA
This is a messenger RNA of Rotaria socialis, 630 nucleotides long. The record is from the annotation of a GenBank genome assembly. Lineage: Eukaryota; Metazoa; Rotifera; Eurotatoria; Philodinida; Philodinidae.